Eriocheir sinensis (Chinese mitten crab) is the source of this 1236-nucleotide messenger RNA. RefSeq names its product mucin-2-like. Lineage: Eukaryota; Metazoa; Arthropoda; Malacostraca; Decapoda; Varunidae. The transcript has a single exon. The coding region runs from base 1 to 1236 and encodes 411 amino acids. The record is from RefSeq and is a predicted model, not a curated record.
AUGUCCUCACCCACGCCUGGUGACUGCCACCCUGUCGCUGUCCUCGUAACACUGUCCUCACCCACGCCUGAUGACUGCCACCCUGUCGCUGUCCUCUUAACAAUUUCCUCACCCACGCCUGAUGACUGCCACCCUGUCACUGUCCUCGUAACACUGUCCUCACCCACGCCGGGUGACUGCCACCCGGUCGCUGUCCUCGUAACACUGUCCUCACCCACGCCUGAUGACUGCCACCCUGUCGCUGUCCUCGUAACACUGUCCUCACCCACGCCUGGUGACUGCCACCCUGUCACUGUCCUCGUAACAAUGUCCUCACCCACGCCUGGUGACUGCCACCCUGUCGCUGUCCUCGUAACACUGUCCUCACCCACGCCUGAUGACUGCCACCCCGGCACUGUCCUCGUAACACUGUCCUCACCCACGCCUGGUGACUGCCACCCCGGCACUGUCCUCGUAACACUGUCCUCACCCACGCCUGGUGACUGCCACCCUGUCACUGUCCUCGUAAUACUGUCCUCACCCACGCCUGAUGACUGCCACCCUGUCAGUGUCCUCGUAAAACUGUCCACACCCACGCCUGAUGACUGCCACCCUGUCACUGUCCUCGUAAUACUGUCCUCACCCACGCCUGGUGACUGCCACCCUGUCACUGUCCUCGUAACAAUGUCCUCACCCACGCCUGAUGACUGCCACCCUGUCACUGUCCUCGUAAUACUGUCCUCACCCACGCCUGGUGACUGCCACCUUGUCAUUGUCCUCGUAACACUGUCCUCACCCACGCCUGAUGACUGCCACCCUGGCACUGUCCUCGUAACACUGUCCUCACCCACGCCUGGUGACUGCCACCCUGUCACUGUCCUCGUAACACUGUCCUCACCCACGCCUGAUGACUGCCACCCUGGCACUGUCCUCGUAACACUGUCCUCACCCACGCCUGAUGACUGCCACCCUGUCAUUGUCCUCGUAACACUGUCCUCACCCACGCCUGAUGACUGCCACCCUGUCAUUGUCCUCGUAACACUGUCCUCACCCACGCCUGAUGACUGCCACCCUGGCACUGUCCUCGUAACACUGAUCUCGCCUGUACCUGAUGAUGCGGCCCUGUCGCUGCCCCUUCAUAAUUGUCUUCAUCACGUAAUGACUGUGACCAACCACACAGCCCGUAGCACUGACGUCAUACUGAUUAUGUUCCUCCAAAACUGUUGGCACACUAAACAUGUUACAGUCUCCCCUUAA